Thalassophryne amazonica is the source of this 1293-nucleotide messenger RNA. It is a transcript of the gene gabarapa, whose product is annotated as GABA(A) receptor-associated protein a. The record is from RefSeq and is a predicted model, not a curated record. Gene Ontology annotation, molecular function: GABA receptor binding; ubiquitin protein ligase binding. Lineage: Eukaryota; Metazoa; Chordata; Actinopteri; Batrachoidiformes; Batrachoididae. Bases 138 to 506 code for a protein of 122 amino acids. Gene Ontology annotation, cellular component: autophagosome; cytosol; autophagosome membrane. The transcript is spliced from 4 exons. Gene Ontology annotation, biological process: macroautophagy; cellular response to nitrogen starvation; autophagosome assembly.
UCGCACUAGGAAAACAGAUGUAGCAAGCUAAUGCUAGUUAGCCUCGUUUGUGUGUCAGCGAUUUACGGCGCCCUGUGUAUAAAUCAGAUCGUACGUUCCUGGCUGACAGAUUCGGCUUCUGUCAUCUCGUUUUCACCAUGAAGUUCCUCUACAAAGAAGAGCAUCCUUUUGAGAAGAGACGGUCCGAAGGCGAGAAAAUAAGGAAGAAGUAUCCGGAUAGGGUCCCUGUAAUUGUGGAGAAAGCCCCCAAAGCCAGAAUAGGAGAUCUGGACAAGAAGAAAUAUCUUGUCCCCUCUGAUUUGACAGUGGGCCAGUUUUACUUCCUCAUCCGAAAACGAAUCCACUUGCGAGCUGAAGAUGCUCUCUUCUUCUUUGUAAACAAUGUCAUUCCACCCACUUCAGCCACCAUGGGACAGUUAUACCAGGAGCAUCAUGAAGAGGACUUUUUCCUCUACAUUGCCUACAGCGACGAGAGCGUGUACGGGAACAGCCAAAGGGAAAUCUGAUCCCACAAUACCCCCCAUCCCCCUUCCCGAGCCACUCUCCACUUUUCUGAGACAACAUACGUUCAUUUAAAUAUUAAAUCCAGUGCAGCAGUCUAGAGUUCUCAGAAUAAAAGAAGUCAAAUGCACUUUCACCCCUCAUAUACCCCCUGCCACCCAUACAUCUUUAUUAGUCAACAGUCUGAAUUGUAUUAGACGCUACUCAACCAGUUGUUUGUAGGGUCGUAAACCAUCACGUCUGGCUGACGCACCUGAGAAUGAAUCAUGGAAUGACUUUAGAAUGAGGCUGUAACUUUUGUUACUGCAGAGAAAAGGGAAGCGAGGCAUCAUAUGCGAGUAUAUGUUCAAAUCCGCUCUGACUGACAGUUCAGUUUGUCUUAAAAAGGAUGAGAUAUAACUGUUUUGAAGCAGUUAUUUUCCCAGGAACAUCUGACAUGGCCAGUUAAAGAUUGAGCUUUUUUUUUCCUCUCCCUCAUUAAAUUUCACUGUUUGGGAAUUACAAUUUAGGUUUGUAGCCUCACCUCUGAACCAUUUUUGAGUAUAAUAGAAUUCAGACUAAUCAAUCAUCCUCUGCUUUCUGUGGUUAUAGGACUAUUAUGUUGGAUUGCUACUAUGAUUGUUAUUGUUAAUUUUAGAUGGCCGAAUUUGUAAAGGUAUUGUAAAGCUGAGUGCAUCUUCUCUUUGUUUUUGUUUUUUUCUUUUUUUAAAGGAAGAUUUGAACUCUGUAUACAGCUGCAUUACUCGCUCUUUCCACUCAUGACCGUACAUAAUAAACUGUAAUGACAAGCUG